GUGGCGCUGCGACCUGCCGCUGCCAGAGAGAGCGCCAGUCCCUGCUGUCAAUGUGAGCACAGUGCAAAUGAGAGAACAAGGAGGAAUUGAGCACAUUGAUAAAGCCAUCGAGAAACUGAGAAAGCGUCACGCAGAGCAUAUUCGUGUCUACGACCCAAACGGUGGCGAGGACAACAAGCGGCGACUCGUAGGUUGCCAGGUGUUCUCCAGCAUAAAUGAUUUCUCAGCAGGUGUUGCAAACCGUGGGGCCAGCAUUCGUAUCCCCUAUCGGGUGGCUCAGAACAAAUGUGGCUACUUUGAGGACCGCCGUCCUGCUGCCAACUGUGACCUGCGCAAUGGCCCGCACAUGCAUGCUGGAAGGGGAGGAAUAAUUGAAAUAAUGGAUAAUAAUUCUGGAAACAAAUAA
Messenger RNA from Sinocyclocheilus anshuiensis, 406 nucleotides. Its product is annotated as glutamine synthetase-like. Gene Ontology annotation, molecular function: glutamine synthetase activity. Lineage: Eukaryota; Metazoa; Chordata; Actinopteri; Cypriniformes; Cyprinidae. The record is from RefSeq and is a predicted model, not a curated record. Gene Ontology annotation, cellular component: cytoplasm. The transcript is spliced from 2 exons. Bases 68 to 406 code for a protein of 112 amino acids.